Trichoderma asperellum CBS 433.97 is the source of this 5160-nucleotide messenger RNA. Lineage: Eukaryota; Fungi; Ascomycota; Sordariomycetes; Hypocreales; Hypocreaceae. The record is from RefSeq and is a predicted model, not a curated record.
AUGUCCAGCCACCCUCAUACCGGCAACAAGGCGCUACCCCAAGUUCAGGUCGCGCACUCCCUUCUUGGAGUCCAAAGUAUCGACCCGCUAGGACUAGGUAUUACUUGGCGCAAUACACUGCAUCCUUUGAAUUUACUCUCUCUUGUUGAUCAGCAUGUUUCACUACCAAGCACUUUUCCGGCGUCUGGGUAUGUCAAGAUGGUUGUGGAGGCAUCUCUGAAAUUCUCCGGAUCAAGAAUUCUUCGAAAAUUUGAACUUGAAGACUUCUUUAUCGAAAAUAACAUCGACCUGAAAACCCAAGAGGACGCAAUUACGACGAUCCUUGAACUUCAGUCAACCGGCAGCCACGAGAGAAAUGGAGACAGGACAGAUUUCUUAAAUUUUCGAAUUAGAACAAUCUAUUCGGGUGGAAGCAAGUUAAAUGCUUUAGGAUGUGUGCGCUUGAGAAGUUCAUAUGGGCACAAAGGAUCAUUUUUACCUAGGAUAGCGCAGCAAUAUGUGCAAUCGUCUCCUCAACAAAAAAUUGUCAAGACUCUCCCAAUGCCUUUUGGGCAGUCAGGCUUUUGGUUUAUGACUCAGUUUGUCGGAGACCCGACGUUUUUUAAUGGAACAGUCUCAUUCUUGAUCACAACAAAUCUUGAUAUUCAGUUGCUCUCACGACUUGUACGCGAGAUGGCUGGUCGGCAUGAAGGGUUACGGACGGCAUUCUUCACUGACAGCUCCCACCAACCAAAGCAAGGAGUCUUAGUUGAGUCUCCAUUAUGCCUGGAGACGAAGAUAAUUUCAUCUCAAAAACAAUUACGCAUAGAAACCGAUGCCAUGAACAAUCAUGUCUAUGAUCUUGCUCGAGGUGAAACUCUACGACUUCUGCUCCUUACGGAGUCUGCACUCCGGCAUCAUCUGGUUGUAGGAUACCAUCACAUAAAUAUCGAUGGGAUGAGCGUUAUAGCUAUCACUGAGGAGCUCAGGCUAGCUUAUGAGGGAACAAAGCUGCCGCCACCGUUCCAGCAAAAUGAAUUUGCAAAAAGACAACAUGAACGCCUCCGCACGGGGCAGUAUGCGAAUGACAUCUCGUUUUGGAAGAGCGAAUUUCAAGAUCUUCCAGAAAUUUUCCCCAUUCUUCCUCUCUCUCAGAAUACACUCCGAUCUCGCCCAGUAGCCAGAACAACAUACCGCCAUGUUAGAGCAGAAAGACGGCUAAACCCUGCCAUUACAGCGAAACUUCAAGGUCUUCGAAGACAGGGGUAUAUCCAAUCUCCUUUCAAUUUCUAUGUGACUGUCUUUCAGGUCCUUCUGAGCCGGCUCGCCCAGUCGGAAGAUAUUUGUAUCGGCGUGGCAAGUGCGAACAGGCACAACGAUCCCGGCUCUGAAGACAGCAUUGGUAUAUUCUUGAAUCUGUUCCCGCUUCGACUGCGCUCACAAAUGUCAAAACCUUUUCUUUCUUUGCUGAAAGAAAACAAAGAUAAAACCCUUGCCGCUAUGAACCACUCAGCAGUUCCAUUUGACGUCAUCCUAGACGAAGUUGGGGCUACUCGACACUCUUCACAUAGUCCUCUGUUCCAAACAUUCAUCAACUAUAUUCCCACGAGAGAGUCAAGAUCAUUUAGAGAUGGAACCAUAGAGAACAAUGAAUAUGAGAUAGGAGAAACUCUAUAUGAUAUCAUGUUGGCUAUCAUUGAUCCUCCUAGCGGCGAUCCUUGGAUAGCAUUCAUGGUCCAGAAAGAGUUGUAUACGGAACGCGAGGCCCAAAUUUUGCUAGAUUGUUUCAUCAAUCUAAUGGAUGCUUUCACUAGCGAUAUACAUGUUUUAGGACUUGCGCCACAGAUGUUCAAUAUGGCAGCAAUUCAAAACGCGAUCCACCUAGGCCAAGGAACAAGUCUUGACAUUGGACUAGGGUCUCUCAAUGGAUUCUUAGAUGAUAUCUCUACCGAACGCUCUAGCGAAAUCGCGUUGCAGGAUACCCAUGGAGCUAAGCUUUCCUACGCCGAAAUGAUGAAUAAAUCGACCCAGAUUGCCCAUACGCUUUCCGUAUUAGGUAUUUCACCAAGGUCUAGGGUUGGUGUCCUCCAAGAGCCGAGUGUAAAUUGGAUAUGCUCUAUGCUCGGAAUUUGGCGAUUCGGGGGGAGCUAUGUCCCCUUGGAAGUUACCCACAGCGCCGAAAGACUAAAAUCUAUUAUGUGCGACGCAGAUGUUUCCGCUAUUCUAAUUCACGAUGCGACCAGAACGCUUUGUGAAGAUAUAGAUGGCGCACAAACCGCAACUAUAGUUGACGUAAUUACAGUCAGUGACAUCGGGGAAGGAGUAGAUUUCGGUUUUUAUACCCCUACACCUCCAGAUGAAGCAAUUGUGCUCUAUACAAGCGGAUCUACUGGUACACCAAAAGGCAUUUCGCUUCCUCACCGAAUGGUCACUAAUACCAUUAAAGGCUUUCUUCAAACCUUUCCUAUGAAGCCCCAGACCGUCCUCCAGCAAAUUGCCCUCAGCUUUGAUGUUUCUUGGUGGCAGUCGUUGCUUGGACUUGCUACCGGUGGAACUGUCAUCGUCGCCGGGAAUGAUGUUCGAAGAGAUCCAUUUGCAUUGACUGCUCUCAUCAUCUCUCAAAAGAUAACCUUGACACUUGCAGUCCCAUCAGAAGCCACAUCUUGGCUUGAAAAUGGCGACACUCAGCGAUUACGCCAAUCAGCAUGGGAGUGGCACCUAUCCGCUGGGGAGGAGGUUAGCGGUAACCUAGUCGAAAGGUUCAGGAGGCUGGAGAAGCUGGAUUUACGCUUUUUGAAUGCUUAUGGCCCUGCGGAGACAAUUAUUCCAAAUGCUCAUGAGAUUCUGUAUCAAGAUCGCAACUUGGACAUUUCAUCUUUCCCCAUUGGCAAAGCCUUGCCUAAUUACAGCGUAUACAUCAUGGAUCAGGACAACCAUCCUCUUCCAGCCGGUGUCCCAGGCCAAAUUGUCAUUGGAGGGGCCGGCGUUGCUUCUGGUUAUAUAAACCAGCCAAACCUUACAGCGACUAGAUUUCCCAAGGAUACGCUUGCUAGUGCCCGAGCAGUUGCCAACGGGUGGAUACAAGCACAUCUUAGUGGCGACCGUGGCUAUAUGCGGGAAGAUGGCGUCUUUGUGGCGCUUGGCCGCAUAAACGGCGAUACGCAAGUCAAAUUACGAGGCCAGCGAUUUGAGCUUCGAGAAGUCGAAGUAGCUAUGGUAGCUGCGGGACAAGGUGAUGUUUCGGAGGCUGUUUGUCAUAUUCGGUGUCACGAUGAGAAGGAUGCAGCAUCUGCAUUCCUCGCUGCGCAUGUUACACUUCCGCAAGAAAUUCAGAAAAAGUAUGGCACCAACGGGCCAGUAAUCGACAGCAUGCUCCGUAAUAUUGUCUCUAGUCUCGCACUUCCACAAUACAUGCGUCCUUCUGUCGUUGUAGCCCUGCCGUUCAUGCCACUAAAUCACCAUGGGAAAGUUGAUCGGAAACUCCUCUCCAAAUCACCCCUGAAGAAGGCCGCCGAACCUCCGAAAUCUUCGCCACGUUUCAUCCAAAGUCGGAGCGCGCAGUUCCAAAAUGAGAUGGCAGCGAUAUGGAGGGACAUAUUGGGUGAUCUAAUUGAUGGGCAGAAGCUAGAAGAAGGCUCCGACUUUUUCUUGGUCGGCGGUAAUUCGCUACUGCUAAUCAAGGUUCAAAGUAAAAUCAAGGAACGAACACGCCAUGACAUCCCACUCGCGAAGUUGUUCGAGGCUAGCACUCUCGGCAAAAUGGCUGCUAUACUCCGCGACAAUCAGCAGUACGACAAUAAAGAACAGCCAGUGAGAAGUCCAAACGAAGGUAAAAUGAAGCAAAUAUGGCUUUCUGUGCUCGGUGAUAUCGUGAGCGAGGAUGUUAUCACGUCUGAUGCUGAUUUUUUUCUUAUCGGCGGUAAUUCAUUACUUCUUAUUCGUGUACAAAACGAAGUACACAAGCAAUUCGGCGCUCUCCUUCCACUGGCCUCCCUUUUCGAAGCGAGCAGGCUAGGGCAAAUGACAAUAAUGUUGGAUACACUGACCAUAGAAAACCACGCGUCUCGCGAAAUUGAAGCAGAUAUCGACUGGAAUGAAGAGGUGGCAUUUCAUGAGCAGCUUCCAGCCAUCACAUCAGUCGGUAAUAAUCAUGAGCUUAAUGACGGGCCUCCAAGUGGGAUAGUCGUGCUAACAGGGGCUACGGGAUUUCUCGGUAGACACAUCUUACAAAAGCUUGUUAGUGAUGAUACGGUAAAAGCAGUGCACUGUAUCGCUGUUCGAGAUGUCUCAAAGUUUCUUAUUAAUUCUCCAAAAGUUAUUAUCUACCCGGGGGACCUGAGAGAUCCUCUCCUUGGGCUUUCCGAUGUUGCGGCAAGACGGGUCUUCUCCCAAGCGUCGGCAAUAAUCCACAAUGGCGCGGACGUCUCAUUCCUUCGAACUUAUUGGACUCUUCGUGCAGCCAACGUUCUUUCUACUAAAGCCCUCGUGCAGCUAGCCAUUAAGCACGCAAUUGAUAAGCCACGACUGCGCUUUCAUUUCGUCUCAACAGCUGGUGUUGUCCAGCUUGGAGCAGAUGAAUUGUAUGAAGAGGCAAUAUCCGUGCUUCAACCUCACAAAAACACGAACGGAUAUAUCGCAUCGAAGUGGGCAUCGGAGAAAUAUCUGGAAAAUGCUCAUAUCGGUUCUGGGCUACUAGUUACAAUACACAGACCAUCCUAUGUUCUUGGGCCAGAUGCGCCCCAGCUUGAUGUAAUGCACAAUAUCCUGAGUUUUGCAGAGAGACUGAAGAGCGUGCCUCGUAUGCCUUCAGUAGACAGAUGGCUGCAAUUUGUAGGAAUCGACGACGUGGCACAAGAUAUCGUGACAGACGUAUUGGAUAUACGCAAUAGUCAAGGGACAAAUGUGCAGUAUCGCAAUCACUGUGGUGUUGAGAACAACUGGGUUCGGCUAGACCAGCUUGGAUUAUACUUAGAGAGGGAACAUGGCACGGAGUUUUCCGAAGUCGACACUACACAUUGGAUUGACUCUGCAGGAAGGGCCGGGAUGCCAAUACAGGUGAAAGAAUACUUGAGGAAUCUCAUGGUAGGUAGUGAUUCUACGAAUACGAUUUGGACUUCACCACGGGUGUUGAAAGGGCCGCGAAAGAUUAUUGCUCCCUGGAGGAAGAAAGGAAGGCUUUAA